ACAAUCCAUUUACUCAUCUCCUUUCUUGGAGUUUGAGCCCCAGCUCGUCUACCAUGCCAACCACUACAUCGAUGGCCUGGUCAUGGACACAGACAAGCAGCGUUUAUUCUGGACGGGAUACACCCACAAUGGGUCAGGGGUCAUUGCCAGGCUACAUCUUCAGAGAGGGAAGGAAUCUUAUCAUGAGAUUAUGGAGGGCCUGAACAAUCCCAGGGCAAUACAUCUUGUCCCAGAUAAAAAGUCAGUGUGCCAGAUAUAUACAAUAAACCUUUUAAAAAAUUUGUUCAUUAGCCAUUCACAAUGUAUUACAUAAUCAUUAAGCUUUUGAAUAAUACAUUUGGCACUUAAAGAAAAUAAAAUCAGUAUCUAUUAAGUAACACCUAUAUAUAUAUUUUCUUACAGUUCAGCACUGUACUAAUCAAUGCACAACAUGAAGCUGUUUUCACUUAAUAGAAAUAUAUAAAUUAAUAUCAGCAUCCAUGCCAUCUACAUUGAGAGCUCUCAUGUCAUAUCCUUUGUUGCAAUAGAAUUAUUUUCUGGACUGAAUAUGGAGGUAAGAGUGGACCGGCUUGUGUCCAGAGGGCAAAGAUCAGUGGACGCAACCCUAAAAUGUUGAUGUCUCACCGCUUGUUCUGGCCUAAUGGACUUGCUACUCAUCAUCAGACUCUGUUUGUGGCUGAUGGAGCUGGGAAAGUAUUCUCUAUGGAUUUUGAAGGUUUGGCUAAAUUUUUUUAUGUGACCAAGUGUAAGGAAAUACAAUUGAAUUUUUGUAUGACUAUGUUAAUUUAUAAAAGUUUAUGAGAUACCAGAUGACAGGUUGGAGAUUAAUCCGGCAUUGAAGAGUAAAUAAAAAAAUAUUAUGAUAAUUAAAUGUGUAAACUACAUUUUUUUAAUUAUGUUUACAUAAUUCAAAUUAAAAAAAUACAGAUAAAUAAUUGAGAUAUAUUAUAUCGCAUGUGAACAACAUGAGGCUAAAAAAUCAUUUCUUGUAAAUGCUAUUAAAAUUUCAAAUAUAUCUUUUAUUUUUAUAACUACCCCAACAUCAUGAUAAAAGAAGAAAAUCUUAUUAAAAGAGUUUAGCAAAGCUUUUGGUAAAAAGAUGCACACUUGUGAAAAACAAUUUUUUAAAAACCUGUUGAUUAAUAUGAAUUUUAUUGUUAAUGGAAAAACUGUGUGAUAUCUUUAUAAUACUAAUCAAGAAUUUGAUGUCUUUUUCCAGGGGAAAAUCAGCAAGAGUUAUCUUAUCUGACAGGUCCAGCUUUACAUAUCUUUGGCCUCUACGUCAUGGACACUGUCUUAUUUUACUCUGACUGGUACACCAACAGUGUGUACAUGGUUAACAGGGUGACUGGAAAAAUUGACACCAUUGUUAGCCAUCUUUCACGCCCCACAAGUAUUGCUGUCUACCAUCCCACCAAUCUAACAGGUCAUUGACGAUACCGUUGAUAUUAAGAACACGGAUUACCUUAUGUUCCACAUUAUUUACAUCUUAUAUUUUAAAUGCCAUAUUUUCAUUCUAAAUUAAUUUUUUUUAACAAAUCGUACACCAAUUUGUUUGUUUUAAAGAGCUUUAUUUUAUUUUUUUCCUUAAAGUCAGUAGUUAAAACAAUCUCUUCAAAAGGGUCAGAGAUCUUUAUUUUGAUUGUGUAGGAAAUUUUUGUGAUGAAUGAAGAGUACAAAGAUAUUGCUGACAACAUCCAGAGUUAAUUCUCUGAUUAUUUAUUUUUCAGUUCUCAAUCAGUGCUCACAGGAAGGGAAAAGGUGUACGCAAACAUGUGUACCUGUGCCAAGGUCAUUCCACUGUACAUGCGCUGUAGGGUCCAAGCUGGCGUCUGAUGGAUUUACCUGCAUCACAAGUAAGCUCAAGAGAUUAAUUGAAAGUGAUUUUCUAAAAUUAUGAUAAUUUUUUUUUUGGUAAGGAUAUAUAUUUGUGAUUAGACAGUAAUGAAAUGAAAUAAUUUAGUAUGAAAUAUGGGAGGAAGGAUAACCCAUUUUUUAUGUUAUCAGAAAUGAAUUAUUAUUCUCUUUUUACAUCAUAGUGGUUAGUCCAUGGGAGGUUACUGAAGAAUCAAAGUGUGACAACCAGUGCCAUGACAAUGCCUAUUGUUCUCAGCUAGUUCCCUUGCUUGAGUACCAAUGUGUUUGUAAAGCAGGUUAUGAAGGAGAUGGUCUGAGAUGUUCAGGUAAUUUAUUGGUGACUUUAGCUUUCAACUGUUUGCUUAAAGUUUUUUUUUAAGUUAGCGACUUUCAAAAAUUGUAUUAAAUAAAAAUUCUUCAUAGCUACUGCAGCACUUUUUUAAAAGUUAAAAAAAACUAACUAAACCGCCAUGUUUCAUAGGCAUGUGUACGCUAAUCUUGUAACCAUUUCUCACUUGGUAUCCCCAGAGUGUGGAGAAGAUUUUUAUAAACCACUACUGGGCAACGACACUUGUUAUCCCUGUCCUCCUGGCGCCAGCACCCAGGCAAGCAAGACAGCCACUCAGUGCUUCUGUGAGGAUCCUCAACUCUCACUGAUCAAUGGGGUCUGCUCUGGUAAACUCAAUUAGUUUUGGAACCAGUGCCUAAAACCCUAGGGCUUGUUGUUUUUUUUUUUUACAUAACAUUAAUUUUUUUUUGUUAAGAAACAAUCAAAUCUGUUCAACUAUUUUUAUUAAUGUUUAUAAACAAUGUUCAUUGAUUCAAGUGUUGUUAAACCUUAUUUAGUCCUUGACAUAGCCAUGUUUCCCAACUUUCAGAUGCCACAACCACAGUGAGCACAACAAUUGUGAGCACAUCUCCACCUAUAGAAAUUGUCACUGACAGAAUUUUUGCAAUGACGACACCAGAUGAAGAUGAUACCACUGAGCUUACAGAGAGCAGUGCAGAGGAAAUGCCUGGUAACUUACUUGGGUUCAAUACCUUUCUGUCUGUAAUCAAAUUUACUAAGAUUCAUUCACACCUUAGUCCCAUUAACAAAGUAAAUCCUGGGUAAUCCAGUUCAAGUAAUAAUAAGCACUAUAAAUAGCCUCUUGCUUAUUUAAUCCCACUGCAAUCCUUGUUUUCAUUAUCAGGCUUGCCUUCUUUGUCCGGCUGCCCACAUGGAGCCAUCAUGAAGAUGAAACUCCCAGAAACGAGCAACAAAAUAUUUCUUCCCAUCAACUGGACAGCCAGGGAUGGUUUCGGCAGGGACCUACAAAUGAUAUCAAACUUUGGUAUAUCAGACAACAAAAUCAUCAUUCCCUGGAUAGCCAAUGGCAAUGGAGGACAGCACACGAUUGUGUUUGAGGCUAAAGACAACUGGAUGCAGGUCACAACCUGCCAAUUCCAGGUUUUCAUAGAAGGUAAAGCCAGGUUAAUAGUUCCUCUUGUUACUCUGAGCCCAGACACCCUUAGCCUAGAUACCCUUAGCCAAGAUACUCUUAGCCAAGACACUCUUAGCCAAGACACUCUUAGCUGAAAUACUCUUAGCCGAAAUACUCUUAGCUAAGAUACUGUUAGCCAAGAUACUCUUAGCCACAAUACUCUAGGCCAAGAUACCCUUAGCCAAGACACUCUUAGCCAAGAUACUCUUAGCCAAGAUACUCUUAAACAAGCUACUCUUAGCCUUGUAACUAUUUGGUGUAUGUCAUAAAUACGCAGUACAAGCAGAGUUCUAUAAUGUAGUCAUUUAAAAAUUACUCUUUCAAAAUGAAAAAUUACUCUUUCUAAAUGAAUAAUUCUUGUGCUAAAAAUUGCAACAAAAAAAAGUGUGUGCAAAAUGAAUGCAGUUAUUUCAUUUGUUCUUUGACACUUUCAAAUAAACUUUUAAAGAACUUUGAUAAUUGCUUUUUGAAAUUUUAUUGUGAUCUUUAUAUUGCAGAUACAUCACCACCUAGAUUUUCAAACUGCCCACAAAGUAUUGAAAAGAAAACAUCCAUGAAUAGUGAGCCGAUCAGCUGGAUUCCCCCCAUAGCUAUGGACAACGCCCAUGAUCCAAUAGUGUCCAGCACGCAUGAACCAAAAAGUGAAUUUCAAAUUGGAACAACAGUUAUCACAUACACAGCCUUGGACUUGUCGGGGAACAUGGCCAACUGUACUUUCAAUGUGACAUUAAUAUAUGGUGAGUUUCAUUAGGGCAACUGUACCUUUAAUGGGACAUUAAUAUAUGGUGAGUUCAUUAGGGCAACUGUAUGUUUGAUGUGACAUGAUGAAUGGUGAGUUCAUUAGGGCAACUGUAUGUUUGAUGUGACAUGAUGAAUGGUGAGUUCAUUAGGGCAACUGUAUGUUUGAUGUGACAUGAUGAAUCGUAAGUUCAUUAGGGCAACUGUAUGUUUAAUGUGGCAUGAUGAAUGAUGAGUUAAUUAGGGCAACUGUAUGUUUGAUGUGACAUGAUGAAUGGUGAGUUCAUUAGGGCAACUGUAUGUUUGAUGUGACAUGAUGAAUGGUGAGUUCAUUAGGGCAACUGUAUGUUUGAUGUGACAUGAUGAAUCAUAAGUUCAUUAGGGCAACUGUAUGUUUAAUGUGGAAUGAUGAAUGAUGAGUUCAUUAGGGCAACUCUAUGUUUGAUGUUACAUCAUGAAUGAUGAGUUGAUUAGGGCAACUGGAUGUUUCAUGUGACAUGAUUAUUGGUGAGUUCAUUAGGGCAAUUGUAUGUUUGAUGUAACAUGAUGAAUGGUGAGUUCAUUACGGAAACUGUAUGUUUGAUGUGAAAUGAUGAAUGAUGAGUUCAUUAGGGUAACUGUAUGUUUAAUGUGACAUGAUGGAUGAGUUCAUUAGGGCAACUGUAUGUUUCCUGUGACAUGGUGAAUGAUGAGUUCAUUAGGGCAACUGUAUGUUUGAUGUGACAUGAUGAAUGGUGAGUUCAUUAGGGCAACUGUAUGUUUAAUGUGACAUGAUGAAUGGUGAGUUCAUUAGGGCAACUGUAUGUUUGAUGUGAAAUAAUGAAUGGUGAGUUCAUUAGGGCAACUGUAUGUUUAAUGUGACAUGAUGAAUGGUGAGUUCAUUAGGGCAACUGUAUGUUUGAUGUGACAUGAUGAAUGGUGAGUUCAUUAGGGCAACUGUAUGUUUCAUGUGACAUGAUGAUUGGUGAGUUCAUUAGGGCAAGUGUAUGCUUCAUGUGACAUGAUGAAUGGUGAGUUCAUUAGGGCAACUGUAUGUUUAAUGUGACAUGAUGAAUGGUGAGUUCAUUAGGGCAACUGUAUGUUUGAUGUGAAAUAAUGAAUGGUGAGUUCAUUAGGGCAAGUGUAUGUUUAAUGUGACAUGAUGAAUGGUGAGUUCAUUAGGGCAACUGUAUGUUUCAUGUGACAUGAUGAUUGGUGAGUUCAUUAGGGCAAGUGUAUGCUUCAUGUGACAUGAUGAAUGGUGAGUUCAUUAGGGUAACUGUAUGUUUGAUGUGACAUGAUGAGAUAUGAGUUUAUUAGGGUAACUGUAUGUUUCAUGUGACAUGAUGAUUGGUGAGUUCAUUAGGGCAAGUGUAUGUUUAAUGUGACAUGAUGAAUGGUGAGUUCAUUAGGGCAACUGUAUGUUUGAUGUGACAUGAUGAAUGGUGAGUUCUUUGGAUACUUUUACUUUUCAUUUUACUAUAUUAUAUAGUAAGUUAAUUUGGAAACUGUAUGUUUAAUGUAAUGAUCGUAUUGGGUAAGUUUAUGGGGAUAAAUGUGGGGUUGAUGUGAGAUUAAUUUACAAUGAGUCAAUUUGGCCAACUGUAAGUUUAAAGAUCAUUUGGCCAAGUUUAAAUAUUUCUUUCUUUUAUAAUUUUGUAAGUUAUCCUAGCUCAUGUACACCACAUAUUUCCAUUGUUUAAGUUACCCUAGCUCAUGUAUGCCACAUAUUUCCAUUGUUUAAGUAACCCUAGCUCAUAUACACCACAUAUUUCCAUUGUUUAAGUUAACCUUGCUCAUGUACGCCACACAUUUCCACCUCCAACAGAGCAGCCAUGCAAUCUGCCAGAGAUGAAGAAUGGAGUUUUUAUCUGUGAGUCCGGAGAUUCUGACAUCUGUCACAUUGCUUGCAAUGAAGGCUACAUCUCGAACCCACUGGGAAUGUUUCCAAGACCGUUUAGCUGUUUGGUGGAGAGUGACAUUCAGAAUCUUCUCAAGAUCAUGAAGAAAAGGGAACCUUGUCUGAGUAUGACUUUUUAUAAUAUAGAUGAGUCUUGUCAAAUUUCAAUUGAUAAAUUAAAUCAUUAUUUAAAUGAAACUUGGUAAAUUUUAUAUUGUACCGGGUAGUUAAACAAGACUUUGCUAGAUUUAAUUUUUUUUUUAAAUUUUCAAAUUAAUUAGUUUGAAAUGACCUGUUUAAAGAUAAAUUUUAACAAAUUUUUUAUUGAUAGGAGCUAAUAAAAAUAUAUCAAUAUUCUAUAAGUUUGUUUAAUAAAAUGUUAUUUUACUCACAGAACAGCGUAGGCCAACUAAGGCACAUCAAGAGUUUAGUUUGGCGUUCAAUGGACCAUGCCGUCCAAACAGUACCAGCAUAAAGGCUAUUUUAAAGGAAAAGGUUUGUGAACAUUGGAGAAUUUGCACAAUGGAUCUCAAAGUUUGUACUUCAUUCUCUGCAUCAAGUAAAAACUUUGAAAAUUGUAAUGAUUUGAAAGCCUGUUACUUGUUUAAUGUGAUAUAUUAAUGCAGCAAAAACCUUUUAAAAGGAGGAGUUCACAUGAAAUAGUGCUUUAGAUAAUUUUUGCUGAGAGUUGAGUAGUGUGACCUGGGUGCAAUCUUACAGUUGAUACCAAAAGCAUUAACCAACAAAAAUUUAAUAAUUUCUAGUCAUCGUUCUAGCCCAAUUAGGAAACAUUGCACCACCUCUUAAAGUACCACUGGCCACUACUAGAUCUUUGCAGCCUAUUCUUCUUUAUCUUUACCUCCAGAAAGACAAAUUUUUAGAUAAAUAAGGCACACAUUUUCUUGAUGAGGACAUUUUUUGUUGUUUAAAUACGAACAUUGACAAGAUAAAGACGUGUACAGACUAAGAUAUUUCUGUUAUAUACUAAUCUUUUGGUGUUGUUUACCUUUUAUAACAAUGUUAUAGACUAAUCUUAUAGUGUUGUUUACCUUUUAUCACAAUGUUAUAGACUAAUCUUAUAGUGUUGUUUACCUUUUAUAACAAUGUUAUAGACUAAUCUUGUAGUGUUGUUUACCUUUGAUAAUAAUGUCACAGGUGAUUUCCAAACUGGAAGAGAAAAGGUUAUGUUAUGGAGCCAUCUGCACCCAUAGCCCUAUAGCCAUUGUAUGUGGACCUGUGUUCAAGAGGAGGAGAUAUGCUGAGGAAAAGUUUAAUAUGACUUGGAAUGUAACCAUUGAAUACGCUCCAAAGUCAUAUGAAACAUAGUAAGUUAUACCUGCAUCUGAGACUCAAUCUGUUUCAGAUUUUUAAAAAAAAAUGAAGUUUGAGAAAUAUGUAUUACUUCAGCUUCAUUCAAAUUAUAUUAGAAUCUGAAUCCAUGACUGAAUCCAUGACAUCAAAUCUGAUGCCUAUUUAUUUUAGUAUUAAGUUAAUUGUAUUGUAAUUUGCUCUCUUUAUAAAAAAAUAAAAUAAUUCAUGUCAUAUUAUUUAGAACAUAACACACACACCCUUCUUUGACAUUUAACAAAUAUCUUGCUUGACUCAUGCAAAUUAAAUAAUAAAUCUAAUAAAUUAAAUACAUCUCCUUCUAAUAAACUUUCAUCUAUAAACCAAACAAAAUACCAAAAAGUAAAGAAUCUUUUUGUGUAAUGUAAUACUAGGGCUUAGCCAGGUGUGGUUUUUUUACACCGGGUCCAGGUAUUUUGAGAAAAUACCUGGUGAGAAAAUACCUGGUGGGUCAGAGUGUUAAGCAAACAGAGUUAACUGCUCAUUUUCUAUAAACAAUAGUCCUACAGACAGUCCUUAGAUAGUCCUAUUCACACAAAUUUUAUCACACAUUUCUCAGCUCACAAGGGUAUUAUCUAUUAUCUUUGACAUAUUUUUAAAUUCUUUUAUAAUUAAAUAUUUGUGGUAUAACUGGCAACAACAUUUGAAAACCUAAAUUACUUACCUCAGUAUUUUUACUUCCUCCUGGCAGUACUGGCUUCAGUCCUGGCCAAGUGAAACAAAUUGUUACAGACAUGAAGUUUGAACUGAAAAAACUGGCAGCUCACCUUAACUUCUUUCAUGAGGAGGAGAAUUUCAGUCCAGUCCCCAGCAGUAUAAAUGCAAAAGACUUUCAGUGGCUCUGUCAGCAUGGGGAAAUGAAAAUUUUAGAUGGUUGUGGUAAGUCAGUCUUCUUAAAUAGGGACCUUGGUAUGAUCCAGGAAGUGCCAUAAACCGGGUAUUGUUAUUUCCUUGUCAAAAUUGCGACCUCCACUUUUUAUUUUAUAGAGGGUAGCAUUGUUUCCGAUUUUUUUUGCUGAAGUUAGUUUUGUUAAUAAACUCUACUUCUGCCCUCAACUUAAAGCAGACAUGUUUUUAUUUGACUCUUUUCUUUUAGAAAAAAUUUGAUGGUUUGACUUUGAAAAUUGAUGGUAAUUUGACUCAUUCAUAAUAUUUUUAAGUUAAAAAAAGAAAAUACCAAUUUUAGAUGAAGGCAUAAAUGACAUCACAUCCAAAAUUGGUGAGGUUAGGUCCUGUACGUGAGUGAGAAAUUUUUGUACAAAAUGUUUGUCACAUGUGUCUCAAAAUUACCUAUUAUCGAUAAUGGACUUUUUGUAGCAAGUAACUUGAUUUACACUGGAAAUCCAGCAUAUUAUCCACUAAUAACUAAUUUUAAAACAAAGCAACAAUUUAAAAGUACCAAUACUUAUUUAUCUGAUGCUUUUAUUUUGAGGUAAGCCUAUUAAUUUGGGGGAGUGGGAUAAAUAACCCUAGCCUUAUUAUUAUUACAACCAAUAGUAUAAAUAUAUAUAUAUAUAUCAAUCCUAUAAGCCUAGUAUAGUAUAUAGUAUAGGCCUAGUACCAUCCCAACUUAUUAUUGCAGGACCUAUUAACUAUUAUAGGUAGUGAUAUUUUACUCUAUAUGUAAUCAUAUUUUAUUAUUUAAUAAAAAUUAUGAUUCUUAAAUUUUAAAAUAAAAAUGUUUUUAAAAAAUAUUCACUUAUCUUUGAUAUUGAAAUAUCUUGUCUUCACUCACAAAUCACAAUAUUCCACAAGAAACUAUAUAUUCUAUGGGCUCUAUACAGCUGUAGUAUUUUUAUAUUUUUAAAAAUGUUUUGAAAUGUUCAACAAAGUGCUUAGGCCCUAUCCUAAAACAAUCCUGUUAAGGUUACAGUAUUUUGAGGGUUCAGAACUUCCUUGCCCACCCCUUCAGACAAUAUUUGUGAAGGGGAUCAAAAGGGGAUAUUAGUGACCAGUGAAAGUUGAGAAAUAUUUUUAUAUUUUAUUUAAGUUUCCUUGUUUGACUGAUUUUUCUUUGAUGGAACUUCAGGAUUAUAUAAAAAUAAAUAUAAAAUCUGGUUCUAUUUCCUGUAUUCAUCUGACAUGGUUCACAAACCUUAAAUCUUAUUUGAUUUUAAUGUCCUGAUACCUGUCAUUGUUAAACUUAUUACAGCCAAACAAAAAAAUCAUUAAAAUCAUUUUUAAAAAUCAACUUAAUGUUACAUAGAAAAAGUCAUGUAUACAAUUCUUCAACUCUGCUUACAGUGCCAUGUCCCCCAGGCUCACAUUUGAAUGAAUCUGAAGACAGGUGUGUCCUGUGCGCUGAAGGCUACUAUCAGAACUCCUCCAGUACUACCCAGUGUUUGCUGUGUCCUCAAGGGGCUACACUAGAGCUGGGGGCUUUGACUGAGGCUGAAUGUAAUUUCAUUAAUUUGUUUGUAUAUAGUCUAUAAUUCAAUAUAUUUUAUUAUACAAUUAAAUUUAAAAAUCCAAAAUGAAAGCUGGUUUAAAAAUAAUAAUUAAUUUUUAAUAAUAUUUUUGUUAUAAAAUUAUUCAAAAGAUAACUUAACAUUUAUUAAAUUCCUUCUUGCAGGUGUUGUCUUCCCUGCCAUCAAUGAAAUGAGCAAGUUUCUCAUCAUAACGGCCUGCUCGUUUGCCCUGAUCUUCUUGUGUAUGGUAUUUUUCAUGUAUCUACAAUACCAUCACCAACACAAACACCCUAAAGAAGAAAAGAAAAUUGCUAACAACAGCAGAUAUUUGACAGCCAAUGUUUAUGCUCACCCACCAGUUCCUAAUGAGAAAUGUCCUGACUACAUAAGGACAUCGACCCGGGACUUCAUGAUGGGCACACAUGAUUAUGAGGAUAUUGAUGGUCAGCACAAGUCAACGUUUGAAACAUUCUCUCGUCGACCCCCCGGCUGUGGAGAUUCCCUGAGCUCAUUCAAGGCUCACACGGACAUGACAUUCCUACAGACGGGAUCUCCCAACUCAAGCUCUCUGAGAACCUCUGAUGAGACUCUCAUGCCGAACUCACCCAGAGAAAGCGCCAAGUCCUUCAACCUUUAUGGUGAUGGUGGGUUCCAGUACACGAUAUCCCCUAAUGGAACAAUGGGCUCAUUUAAAGGAUCUCCCCCCUCCUCUCCCUACAGAAGUCUCCGCCUCACUGCAAAUGGUCCUAUACCUAGAGGUCCUUCAGAGUCCCCAACACCAAACACUCCAACCCUGAACUCACUUCUAGGAGAUGAGAGUCCCUACACUAGCAGGCUCAUCCGUGAUCGUCUGAUUGACCCAGAUAGUCCUUACAGAAUUAUCUCCCAUGACCGUAGAACUGGAAGUGAGAGUCCAUACAAGAUGACGAGAAGACCUGACUCGGACAGCCCGCAUCACAUGUUAUCUCUGGACACAAGUAAUCACAAUGAGAGCCCAUAUCGAAUGGUAGGCAAGGAGUCUCCCUACAGGAGCCCUGCUCUACAACGUGAAUUGGCUCAGUCUUUUAACAGGGCCGCUUCCGACAUGGGCAUGAGAAGUCCGUCCUACCCACAAGUCAUUGAUGCGCAGAGCUCACUUCGGUCCAUGCCGGAGACAUCCAGCAUACAUCGGCAGAUGACACUGCCUAGAGAUGAAGGCAGUGCCUUCAUGCCCGUGGGAGAUUUCCUGUACAAAAGACCGCCGUCUCCUUUAUCUCCUCCCAUAUCAAGUAGAAAAUCCAAUGACUCACUGCAGAGAUCUCCUUCAACACCUAGGGCUUCACCGGGCAUGUCACGGAAACGUAUUGAGAACCCUUACAGAACCCCUCCCAUGAACCAGCGCAGGAAGGGCAAAAAUGAGUUUGGAAUAUACGAGUAUGAGUAUGAUUGAGGACAACUAACAAUCAUAUAAUAUUCAGGUGGACCAUUCUUCAGCCUAUGGCUAUUAUGAGCUUUACCUAAUGAGUCACCAGUGGUGUGUCCUUAAGUCAUCAGAGCUUUACAAAAAUAUCUAUACUUAAGUAGUAAUUACUUCUGCAACAGUCAAUAGCAAUCUCUUAAUUCUAGCGUCCAGUUUCAAGUUACCCGGCUUCUGAAAAUCUAAAAUACUGUAAGACUUUUCUCAUAUCACAAUGUAUUUUAAUGUUAUUCAGAUUUGGUUUAAAUAUUAUAUUACAAAAUGGGCAAUUUAGUUAUAAAAUAUAAAAUAUAAAAUGCACUGUAUGAAUUUAUAAUUUUAAGAAUCUCACGCUUCCAUUUUGAAUUAUCUGAGAGUAGUUAGUAGCUAAUGAUAAUUAUUCUAUCUCUAUGAACUUGUUAAGAAAGUUGCAAACAAAAAAGAAUUGAGCUGUAAAAAUUACAUCAUUAUGUGAGAAAGUUGACAGAGCAUUUCCAUAUCAGAAGUCCUUUUUAUUUUACAAUUAUAAAAUACAACAAAUAAUAAUUUAAAGACCUUUUUACACAAUUAACUGCCAACUGGUAUUUAUUGUCCCUUAAGCUAGGGCCACCUAGUGGGGAUAACUCACAUCUGCUAGUUGAUGCAACUGUGUUUAAUAGUGCAUCUCCUUGAUGCCCAAUAAUCUUAAUUAAAUUCAAUGUAUCUUCAAAAUUAGGAAUGGACUAAAUAAAUAUUCUUUUUCUGUGGCAUGGAAUCUGCAGUAGAAUGUGUCUAAUCGUAGACAUUGCUACACUGGGGUGAGUAUGGCAGAAUAUUCUUCCAGUUGCAGAGGGGUCUGCUGGUACAUUUGAUUUACUAUUCUUAUUAUUCUGUGAAACCAAACUGUUACACAGUAGUUGGACACUGAGCGAGUGGGUGGCACCAGACGUUUUGUGGAAUGAAAAAUAUAGAAAUGAGGGAUGAAAACUAGAGCAAUUGCCAUAUAUGGUAUGUUUGUACAUACUGGUCAUUGGCUGGUUGAGGUAAUAAUAGUACUGGUCAUUGGCUGCUUUAUGUUAGAAUGGUGACAGUUUUUUUAUGGUAAAGAUAUUAAAUUUAAUAUGCAGUGCUUAUUUGUUUAUCAUCCUAUGCCUAUAGUUAGACUCAUCUUAUGGUUAGACUCAUCUUAUGGGUAGACUCAUCCUAUGAAGGAAACUGUAGGAAAUAAACUACAUCAAAUGAAAUAAAGUAACAAUUUUAUGCCAAAACAUAAAAACAAAAAUGAAUUUUAAAAAAAAGCUUUUUUAUUUCAAGGGCAUGGAAGUGUAAAGAAUUUCUUACUAGUCUAUCAAUGGAUAGUAACAUUAAAUAUCUGCAACUAAAGUCAUUGGCUGGUCAUUGGCUGGUUGAGGUAAUAAUAGUACUGGUCAUUGGCUGCUUUAUGUUAGAAUGGUGACAGUUUUUUUAUGGUAAAGAUAUUAAAUUUAAUAUGCAGUGCUUAUUUGUUUAUCAUCCUAUGCCUAUAGUUAGACUCAUCUUAUGGUUAGACUCAUCUUAUGGGUAGACUCAUCCUAUGAAGGAAACUGUAGGAAAUAAACUACAUCAAAUGAAAUAAAGUAACAAUUUUAUGCCAAAACAUAAAAACAAAAAUGAAUUUUAAAAAAAAGCUUUUUUAUUUCAAGGGCAUGGAAGUGUAAAGAAUUUCUUACUAGUCUAUCAAUGGAUAGUAACAUUAAAUAUCUGCAACUAAAGUAAAUCACUUUGUAACCAGCCAGGGAAGAUAAUUCCCUUUACUCUGGGCAUAUCAUCAUCUGUGGUAAACUAUGAUCUUCUUUUAAUCAGUCCAAAUUUAACCUAUCCCACUUUAACCUGCUCCACUUGGAUCUGCCCCUAUAUGUGGUGAAAAAUUAUUCAUUCCAUUAAAAAAAUUAUAGUAAAAAAUGGAAACAUACAACCUAUAUAUUGGUUGAGGGAUAAACUCAUUUUUGUUUGCCAUUAUCUUAUGCUAGUGGUUCUCAAAAAGUGUGCCACAACAUACAAGUGUGUCAUGGAAGUUUCACAGAUGAGUCACAAAAUUUGUAAACAUGCUAUAGAUAGUGUUGUCUCAAAGCAAUGACUGCUUCCAUUGACGAGUCACAUCACAUAUUAAUCUUAUAGUCAGACAAUUUGUGGCUAAAUUUACUUUAAGAGUAGAAUAUCCAUUAUCGAACACAUUUGUUAAAAACCAAUUCUGCUUUCCUAAAUGUGGAUAUAUUGAUGUGUACAUAAAGACGUAAAGAAUUUUUUUUAAAAUUCCCAAGUGUAAAAAAUGUACCUAAAACUGAUGUAAUUAAUCAUUUUGAUGUUUUUGGAUUGAUAUAUUUUUAAUGGCAAUGGUGUUCGUAUAGAGACAACUUUUUUCCUUAACUAAAAUAAUAAAAUUAGAGGGGAAGAAUUAUAUGAUUUCAAAUCUUAUACUAGAAGUGAGGCAUGCAUAUUAUAAACAGUUAGGUAGUAUAACCAAGCUAUGAAUAGACAGAUAGUAUAACCAAGAUUGUUUGGUAGUUCAUUUGAGAUAUCACUAUAAUUUUUAUGGGAAAAUGUUGGAUUAUUUUUAUUUCAUUAUAAAUUUGGCUCAAAUCAUCUGUCAUCCUAAAGUUUUCAAUUAUCAGUAAUAUCAGUGUAAUUACCAAUUUUUGGUUUCAUUUUAAAAUAACGUGUCAUGGAUAAUCUCAAAU
Molecule: messenger RNA, 13844 nt
Organism: Lymnaea stagnalis (great pond snail)
Lineage: Eukaryota; Metazoa; Mollusca; Gastropoda; Lymnaeidae
Source: the annotation of a GenBank genome assembly